Schistosoma haematobium is the source of this 7451-nucleotide messenger RNA. RefSeq names its product MutS protein msh5, variant 2. Gene Ontology annotation, molecular function: mismatched DNA binding; ATP binding; ATP-dependent DNA damage sensor activity. Bases 474 to 1346 code for a protein of 290 amino acids. The transcript is spliced from 9 exons. Gene Ontology annotation, biological process: mismatch repair; chiasma assembly. Gene Ontology annotation, cellular component: nucleus. NCBI's taxonomy places the organism in Eukaryota, Metazoa, Platyhelminthes, Trematoda, Strigeidida, Schistosomatidae. The record is from RefSeq and is a predicted model, not a curated record.
GGACACAAUAUGUACUAUAAAUUUGCGUUACAUGAAACGGUGGGACAAAUAAACACCAUACCUAUUAUCGAUGUUAUGUUAUGAACCGCAACACUACUUUUCAGUAUGCAUCGCACAAGGGAAGAUAGGGUUAGUUCUCUGGAACCAAUGUACGCACAUCUUGCACUACAUGCCAGAUUCACCGUUUAGUCUGGAAGAUAAGUGGUUAAAACAAAGUAAUGUAUGAGGUAUUUAUUUCCCAGUUUUAUUCAGAAAUGAUCGAACAGUUAUCAUGACUACAGAACCCAGUCUAAAAUUUAUAUCAUUGGUUAUGGGUGGGUAAGUAAUAUAUCCUUGAUAUAUAACAGGAACGGACAAAUGCCAUAUCGCUUCUGGACUACACACCGAAAUAAUUCCCCAGUCUUACUACAGUAAUCCUGAAUUUCACCCUUAUUUUGCCUUAAGGUGAACAAUUUUUGUUGGAUUCUCACCAAAUGAUGAGCAUUUCUUUUAUGCCAAACACACUUGACGAUUUUGGAAGAAAAACUUUCAUUAGGUCUCUGUUUCCAGACAAUUCAAAAUUAUUUAAAGCUUUGGGUGGCUUGCUGUACAAGCUGACUCGCAACGCGGACGAUUUACGUUUAGCAUUUAAUCAGAAUGUAUUGAAUAUCGUUGACGUACAGUUAUUACAAAGACAAGAUAUGCUAUUCGUCGACAAGUCUGCGAUGAAGUAUCUACAAAUUAUCGACUUUCAUGAAACAUAUAAAAUAAACAGAGGAAUACUUCCUUCUGAGGCAAAUAUCAGCCCUACAUUAUUCAGUGCCACAGAACUACAGAAAUGGAUGGGAUCACCUAUAAGCAGCAAAGAGGUAAUAACAGGAAGAUUGGAUGCAGUGGAGUUUUUUCUGGGAGGGAAGGGAACCCAGUUACUGUCAGAAAUAAGAACGCUACUAAAGAAGGUUGGAAAUAUACAGAAAAUUAUUCUCAGAAUGCAAACAUCUUCAGCUAUACCAAGUGACUGGAGAACAAUAAUACAUACUUUAGAUGCAAUCGAAGCUCUUAUCACUAUGUGUAAACCAUAUUGUGAAAAAUUAUAUCCUGUCCAAGAAUUGCUUCUAACAAACUUCGACUCAGCAAUCAUAGGAAACGUCAAAUCAUGGCUAGUUCACGUAAUUGACACGGAGAAGACGGAAAAAGAACAAAGAUUUGUUGUUCGACGUGGAGUCGACACUACUUUGGACAAAUGGAAUGAAACAUACGCUUGUCUUCCAGACUUGCUGUCACAGCUGGCAGAAGACGAACUUGGGAAAUUACGAGAAAAUAUAAGAACGUGUGGACUAAUUUACUUCCCUUUAGUAAGUAAUUAGCCGGUUAUUAUCAUAUUUUGACACUUAAGCAGAAACCAUUAAAGUAAACUUCCUUUGAUUUAUUCAGGUGGGUUAUCUGUUGAAAAUUCCAAAAGUAGAAGUAGAAACUCCCGAUAUACAGUUAAGCGAGUUGGAAUUCGCUGUAAGUUGUGAACUUUAUUUUACUGACGUAACUGGUAAAAGACACAUUUAUCGGUUUCUCAAUUUUGAAUUUAGCAUUUGAUGGAUUAGUAGCACAAGGGCUAACAUGUUAAAUGAACUCAUGUCUGUAAUUUCGGUGACCAACAAGCUGGUCGAUUAAGCUGAGCAUGAUUUUCUACAAAAAGCGAUCGACAAAAUUGUCGAGAUUCUGUAUUUAUUAAACCUUACUGUCGACAUCUUUAGAAGUUCCCAUAGCUCUAGAUGGGGAGUUUAUGGUAGAAUAGUGAUAGAAUGUUUAAGAUUUAGAAAACACUAAAACUAGUCAUUCUGAAAAAGCUAUAAAUUGAAUCCACUACGCAGAUAAAAUUGAAAUAAUGUAAGUUCAAAAUGUCAAGGCUUAGUAUUAUUUUUACUGAAUAAGACCCCUGUAUAUUCGUCAUAUAAUAACACAGAACUUCAACUGUUUUGAUCAGUUUACAGAUAACGAGAUGGCAUACUAUCGAAACAAAACCACACGCAGUAAGUACUGUCCUAUCUUAUUAAAAUACUUUUUUGUUUCAGUCCUGGAUCAACGCUAUGGUGAUGUAAUGUAUGCCAUUGUUGGUAAGUGCGAAAAGCCAUAUAAUUUAAACACAAUCAAAAUUUACGAAUGAACAGUAUUAGUUCUUUAUAUCAGCAAAGUAAUGAACAGUUUGAAAACUACAUAAUAACAAAGUCACGACUUCCGCUUUCUUGAGACAUUUUGAUGUAUGGACGAAUUAAUUCGAGAUCUCAAGAAAAUCUGAAGUGAAAUUAACUAAGAUUUACUCCUGUGGUUGUUCAUUAUCUAGUAUUUUGGGAGCUACUGUGCAUAUCAUCGCUCUUUGAUGACAGUAAAGUUAGAAUCCAGCAACACAACUGAUGGAUAAGAGCCAAGCCACUUCGUGGUGUAACAUGAACACAACGGAACACACUCAACUAAACUUAGGAUUUAGACAAACUUCACAAACGAGGUUAAGCGAGCAACAUUCAACCAUUACUGCUAUACAGAAACAUUUGGAGCGUAUUCCCAACAUCGUUUUUAAAGUAGAAUUAUGUGAAUUUAGUAUCAGACAGUAAUUACUAAUUUUUGAUUCACUCUCGAGAACUUAAGUCAUAGUUGAUGUACAAACGCAGUGAAUUGACAAAAAUGAACCCAUUACUGCAGAUUUGAUUUUCAAUACAAUAGGAAGCAUGUAUACUCUUUUGAAGAGAUGUCUGCAUAAAUAAAGCGACAAUCUCAUUUAAUAUGGAGUUGAGAUGCACUCACACCAACUCGAUCUAGAUUGACAAAUUAUCUGGAACCUAAUCAACAUACCCCGAUUUCGAAGCAUAGAUGGUCUUGACUGUCGAACACUCAGAGCAUAGCUGGUAAUUCAUUUGCGGUCCGGCUUACCUGUGUGCAAGACUAUCGAGUCAUGGGUACCUUGUGAGAUGCUAGCCUAAAAAUCAAUCGUUUCGUACCAAUUAUCUCUAGGACUUACCAGUCGGUACGUUAUGUACUAGUUGUGUAGGGUUAAAACCACUGACAAUGCCUGAGUGUCAGCCUACAGUACUUCUGAUUACCUUCGAGUUAACUUGACGUUUAUUAAAUCCACUAAUAGUUAAUAGGUGAGGCCCAUAUAAUCCAAUGCGGCGGAUUAACUUUUGGGAUGCUGGCUCUGAAGAUGUCCAUGUCCACCGACACUUUUUGUCCGUCUUACAGAAACUCUAGAAUAAAGACCUCUACAUAGUCCUACUAACUAACAUGCUUUUCCUGAAAUACUCACUCGAUGUUCGACUCAUCAGGUAGUCACAGACAUACAUGUUCAAACUAAUUUUGCAGUUCAAACGAACAUUACAAACUGAAGCAGAACACUCCCCAUCAUCUCUAACCGGGACCGACGAUAGUUUAUUUGAGCACACCGUCUAUUUCGUCGCUUAUCAGGUCUGACGGCACAACAGAAGUGAUAUACGUAGGAUUACUCAGCACUUGAAAUGACCGCAUCCAUGUUUAGUGGGAACAAAACGCGUCAGAAAUAAAGAUGUCUUGAUGUAACGCGACAUGUAUGCCACUGCAACUAAUAUUUGGUUUAAUCCUUAAGCAUUUCUACAGCCAGUUUAAUAUGCUACUUGUCCACCUAAUAUUGGUUAUAAGAACCUAUUUUGCAAAUGUGCUCUCGUCCUUCUAAUUAACAAUCAUUAUCAAUGGAGUUGCUGACCGUCCGGAACUAAGUACAUCGCUUCGGAGCAGUGGAAGACAUUACUCUAUAAAUUCCAAUCAUCCCUUUGGAUUUUACCACUCGUCAAACUCCCUGGUGAGUUGGAACAUUAAAAGGGACCUGGUAAUUGUGAGCGUUAUCCACCCACUGGCGUAGAAACGUCUAUUACUAGUAGGGCGCUAUCCUGGAGUAAUUGUCAUUAGUAAAACUUACUGUGACUAUGUGGUAAAAUGGAAUGAACGCGACCAUGCCCUUGAAAGUACAUUUUAAUGGUUGGUACCACCGUCCAUCUUUGCAAAUAAUGCUUGUGACUUAAGGAAAUAUUAGGGCAAUCCCCACAGAAUGCACAUAUACCAAUAAGAGGAUGAUCAGUUGCAGUCCUAAGCAUCAACAGGAAGACUCAAACAACCAAUACAAGGUGAACUUAACCUCACCGCAUUGCAAAACCGAGUGACUAUCUGAACUCAAUAGCAAAAUGGACGACGCGAUGACGUUCAAAGCGAACUGCACUGGGUCUGAGGCAUGGAGUGAACAUUAGCCCUGGGAAGCAGGUGUACCCAAGCGCAGAGCCUGAAGUAGGACGAAGAAACCCACUGCUGACUACCAUCUAUCUCUGCCUAUAACUAUACACAAGUUUGGAAGUAUUAAACUAAGAUGGCUCUCCUCGAAUAACUGGAUGGAACAGAAACCCACGUGUACUCACCAAAACCACGUCAGCCGCAUUUGGCAAGUGAUGCGAUUGUGUGGGAACGGUUUUUGGGACGCUCAAGUCAUUCGGUUUUCAACUCAAUCUAGAGAAAAAACAUGACGCUAUACGGGAUCCGUCAAUAUGCAGUGAAUUUAGUUGGACCACAGUAACUAAGUCUGACCUAAAAAUAUGCCAAUCAUUCGCUGUCUUACUUUGACACAUUUUACUAGAAAAAUGGGAUGCGACCACGACAUUCAAACAGUCAUAGAAAUAAUUACCACUUAUUUAACUAGAUAAAUCUUUAGCCAAUUCUAUUUAUAAAACUUUUAGAUGCGGAAACCACGAUCAUGCAUCAUCUUCAAGAUCGCUUACUAAUUCACACACAGAGCAUACUUCAGGCAUCCCAAUUUGUUGCGGAGAUAGAUUGGUAAGUUGCUAAUUAAAUAGUACACAAGAAAUAAAUACUUCGUUUAUAUAUAUAAUUUCGAGACCUUCCCUACAACCAGACACUAUAAUUCAAGCAACUUCCCAGCUAAAUGAUCAACAUAUAUAGGAAAGCACAACUUAAAUAAUAAAUUCUGUAAAGCCACAAAGCAUAAUACUUUUGCCGGAGAUAGCCGUAACCACUAAGGCGAUUUAUGUUGGUGAAUUACAAUCCUACUUUGCACGCAAUAUGUGUAUAUUUUGAUGGGCUGAACACUGUAAUCACCAAAGUGAUCUAUUUAGGCUGAGUACCUUAAAAAUACAAAACUAGUAGAGGCCCAGACCAGUUGAGGAUAUUCCCUUCAGUCUAGCAAAGCAUGAGGGUUACAAUAAUAAGCAAACGACAAAAGCAACCGUGACCUCGUAAGUUGAUGUACUAACAAAUAAUAUUUAUACUAGGAGAGCUCUUAUUGUUUAAAUAGAUAACUGAGGGUGGAUUUCCCUUAAUCGUUGAAAUUGUAGUAUUACUUGUAUUGCAUUACUAUUUCAGCUUAUGUGCCUUCGCCAUGGCUGCCAAGCAUAUGGAAUGGACUCGACCGAAAAUAGUGAACGAGAACUGUAUACAUAUUUAUAAAGGAUGGUAUCCUAUCCAACAAACAGUAUCUACCAACAUAAUUAAAAACUCAUUCUACUCUGAUGGAUCUAAGCAUAAGAUAACAUUGCUGACUGGACCGAACGGAAGUGGAAAAAGCAUCUACAUGAAAAGUGUAAGUAAAUCUACGAGUGACUAUGGACCUCGAUUACAUUCCUGAAACGUAGAAUAUGCCACCGAAAAUAGAAAGUUCAAUUAAGAAUGUUGACUGCAUUUUAACUUACUGUUUUCAAUUUUCCCUAACAAAGUAAUUCCCAUAAGAAGUGAGGAGCUAAUAAUUGUGCUGCUGAAAGAUACAGGGUCCCUGAGAAGUAUGCCACAAUUAUUUUUAGUGUUGAGGUAUCACCAGGUUGAGCCGUGAAGCUGACCAUGCGACAGAAUAACGUAAGUCAUAAAUGAUGAGCAAACUGGACUCUGUUCACGAAGCAACAGUUAAAUGAUUGUUUCAGUAACUCGACAAGUAAUCCCUCGCGGUACUUGGUGCUCGAUUGAGUAACAUUCUGAUAUUAAACAAACUUCAUUCGUGCCAAAUGAUACGCCAUUGAAAUCUUCAUUACUCGGUGAUGAUUUUACAGGAUUUGGAUAUGGAUGUCCCUCUUAAAGUUACAGACAUGAACCGACAGUGUAGUUGUAGUUUAUCUCCGAACUUCCUAUGCUUCGAAUGAAAUCUUUUAAAAAUAACUAAAUUAAAGAGUUUUGGACCAAAAUAUCCCGAAAUUUUGUGACGCGACCACAAACGUAACUAAUUGCAAUACGUGUUGGAGUAUCAAAUGAGACUUCUCGUGUAUCAACGCUAGUUAUUAUUAGAUGUAAUAUAAGGUUGGGAAUUACAAGUUCUCGUACCUUAAUAUCCUAGUGAGGACUUGAGCACUUAUUUACCGAGGUGAAGUACACUGCUAGCAAAUAUAUGGGCAUAAAAAUAUACUUGCCUAGCAUGUUUACGCUUUUUUGUUUACUUGUAGAUCGCCUUAAUAAUUUACUUAACGCACAUAGGAAGCUAUAUUCCGGCUGAAGGGGCAACAAUUUCUGCGUUUGAUGCAAUACAUAUACUCACAGGUACAAACUCUACUGAAAGAGAUAACUGUUCGACCUAUAUGAUGGCACUUCAAAUGGCCUCAGUUGCUUUAAGAAACUUAACAAGCAAAACUUUGAUAAUAAUGGACGAGUUUGCAAAGCCCGUAAAUAAGGUAAGUCUAACACCUAGAAACUACUACGGGAAGAUGAGUUAGAGAAAGACAGGAAUUAUGUUUAACUAAAGUUUGGUAAAACUACUAAUACAGGUUUGUUUGGUUAUGGUGUAGUUAAGACGCCACACAAAUGUUUACAUCGAUGCAUAUCGGAGUUCUAGUCCGGAAUAUGCAGUGAUGUAAAUUUAAACUAUUAAUAUCAAACUCUUAUAAAUCAAGAAACUUGACUACAAUACCUAACAAACGGGGUGCUACGAAAUCCACAAAAUGCUAUAUAUAUAUAUAUAGCGAAUAAAAACGAGUAUUCCCGAUGUUUGACAAGAGCAUAGCAUAAGACGACCCAUAGAACCAUGUACGACAAAUCUAUUUAUCAAGAUAUAAUUACUGCUAAAUACCUUAAACAUGUAAAACUACUAUAACCACACAUACUGUAACUAAAUUUUCAUUUUUUUCAGUUAGAGUUAGAUGCGCUUACAAUCGCUAUGACAGAAUUCCUAUUGCUGAAAAAUGAAUGUCCGUAUACCAUCAUAGCUACCCACAACCAUACAAUACUAAGGCAACUCCAAAUGUAUGGACCGCAAGUGCAAUACCUGACAAUGAGAACAGUCCCUCAUGAAGGAAGAGUGGUGUGUCUUUAUGAAGCAGUCAAUGGUUUGAACUUAAGAAGCGAGGCAAUUAGUACAGCGCAUGAUACAGGACUCCCGAAGAAAAUUACUGAAAGAGCAUUAACUCUGAAGGAUUUUUUGAGUACAAUACCCACUCAUCGUAUGAAGAACAGAAAUAAAAAGUAGUUCU